AUGUUCUGGAGGACUGACACUUGGUCUGCCAGCUCUGCUCUGGAGGCCAACGGGUCGCCUGUCGACGAAGCUGUUGUUUCUUGGUGUUGUGUUUGUGGCUAUAUGGCAGAUCUCGAGAUUUGCAAUGUCACGCCUGCUGUUGUUGGAUGGCAGUGGGAUGGUGUGGAUUGCUCCCUGAGCGAAUCUGAUCCUAAGUUCAGCGACAUCACUCUUACGACGCGCUUUGACACGACGUGUUCGCUCUUUGAGCUGAGCAUACCGAUCAAAUUGAAGGAUAUCAGGCUGAAGGAUGACAAGGGAGAUAAUAGCAUCUCAACACUGCUGCUACGGAUAUGUCCAUCAACAGUCGACUCCUUUUCUUUCGCGUCGAUCCCAGCGGCUCCCAAAACAACACCAUCCAAGUUCACGGUUUCCACGCGCCUUGACUUUCGACUCAACCAAACCCUCGAUAUCCUCGUUCCCACCAACGCCCAAGACCCCCUCAUUCCUGCACGCGCACAUUCAGGCGUCGUCCUCGACGCGAUCCGCCAAAUCUCUAAUGUCACAAACUUCUCCAUCUCUAUCCAAGACACAGUCCUCUCGGACACCAACCUGCAACAGCUCAGCGACGCGUUCAACCAAGGUCUUUACAAGUCCGUCCGCCAAAACGACCUCGCCAGUCUAUACAGCGGCAAAGGCGCCAAGAUCAUCCAUCUCGCCGCCCAAACCGGCCAAAACCCCCCGGCGUACCGCGAACUCACGCCGCCUCCUCCCAGCGCACCUAUAUACUCCAAGAAACGCCCUCGGCAGGAUUCCCACGAUGAGCGCGACAGCGAUAUGUCUAAGAUCUGGGCCGUGCUCGCGACGCUUAAAGAGCGAGAUCUGCGAACUGAGGCUCUAGAAGACGAUAACCGACGGCUACGGAAGGAAGUCGAGGAGCUUCGCGAGCGGGUCAUUCUUCUUGAGAAGCAGAAGGAUGAUUUCGAACGCGUAGAGGCUAAGACCGAUGAGAAUACGACAGAGCUGGCAGAUCUUGAUGUUGAGCUAGCGGAUAUGCGGGAGGAUGUCUGCGAGCUCAAGGCCAAGGCUGCUUCUGUUGAGAGGGGCGAGUUGGCGGAGGAUGUCAAGCAUGAUGUUCUUGAGUAUAUGCGGGUGCGUCUGUUUGAGGAGUGA
Molecule: messenger RNA, 1152 nt
Organism: Fusarium sp. VM40
Lineage: Eukaryota; Fungi; Ascomycota; Sordariomycetes; Hypocreales; Nectriaceae
Source: the annotation of a GenBank genome assembly